Closterium sp. Yama58-4 is the source of this 1041-nucleotide messenger RNA. NCBI's taxonomy places the organism in Eukaryota, Viridiplantae, Streptophyta, Zygnematophyceae, Desmidiales, Closteriaceae. The record is from the annotation of a GenBank genome assembly.
CUGCGCAUGCGCACAGCAGAGGAGCUGAGGGGGCGGCUGAACGUGCACUUCCAGGGGGAGGAGGGCAUCGACGCGGGGGGCGUGACACGCGAGUGGUACCAGCAGCUGUCGCGAGUGGUGUUUGACAAGGGCGCUCUGCUCUUCACCACCGUCGGCAACGACACCUCCUUCCAGCCCAACCCUAAUUCUGUGCUGCAGCCGGGCCAUCUCUCCUACUUCAAGUUUGUUGGCCGAGUGGUGGCCAAGGCAUUGUACGAUGGGCAGUUAUUAGAUGUGCACUUCACGCGCUCCUUCUACAAGCACAUUCUGGGCGUGAAGGUCACAUUCCAUGACAUAGAGGCCAUCGACCCCGACUAUUACAAGAACCUGCAGUGGAUGCUCGAGAACGACAUCAGCGACAUCCUGGACCUCACUUUCAGCAUGGACGCAGACGAGGAGAAGCGCAUUCUGUACGAGCGCACUGAGGUGACGGACCACGAACUCAUUCCCGGAGGCCGCAACAUCCGAGUGACGGAGGAGAACAAGCACGAGUAUGUAGACGCCGUCGCAGACUACCGCAUGACAGCUGCCAUCCGCCCGCAGAUCGCGGCGUUCAUGGAGGGAUUCACAGAGCUCAUCCCGAAAGACCUCAUCGCUAUGUUCAACGACAAGGAGCUCGAGCUGCUCAUUUCUGGAUUGCCUGAGAUUGACAUUGACGACCUACGGAGCAACACGGACUACACGGGGUACACAGCAGGGUCCCCUCAGAUCCAGUGGUUCUGGGACGUGGUGGCUCACCUCUCCAAGGAGGACAGGGCUCGCCUGUUGCAAUUCGUCACUGGCACGUCCAAGGUUCCUUUGGAAGGCUUUAAGGCUUUGCAAGGGCUGUCGGGUCAGCAACGCUUCCAGAUCCACAAGGCAUAUGGCGACAACAAGAGGUUGCCCUCCGCUCACACAUGUUUCAACCAAUUGGACCUUCCGGAGUACAGCACUAAGGAGCAGUUACAAGAACGACUUCUGUUGGCCAUUCACGAAGCCAGUGAGGGCUUUGGCUUCGGCUAA